AUGAAUAAUUCUGAAAUUAAAGAUGAAUUAAAAAACAUAUUGAUUGAAAAUCAGUAUCAUUUAUCAUGGAUUUCUUAUGACGAAUUUAAAGAUCUUCGAGAGAUAGGUAAAGGUGCAUUUGCGACUGUGUACUACGCUAAAUGGCAUGAUAAAAGUAAAAAUUUAAACACACCUGUUGCGCUUAAAUUACUUCAUAAACAUUCGAAUGAUUAUCAUGAAGAAUUUAUAGGAGAGUUAAAAGCAUAUUGUGAUAUCGGUCUUAAAGAUCCAACUUUUUUAAAAUGCUUUGGUAUAUCAAAACACAAAGAGUCCAAUGAAUAUAUUCUUGCCAUGGAAUAUGCUUCAGUAGGUAGUUUGCGCAACAAUCUACAAACUAUAGCACAGAUGGAUUGGAAAGAUAAAUUAAAUCUGCUACAAU
Molecule: messenger RNA, 418 nt
Organism: Ambispora leptoticha
Lineage: Eukaryota; Fungi; Glomeromycota; Glomeromycetes; Archaeosporales; Ambisporaceae
Source: the annotation of a GenBank genome assembly